This is a messenger RNA of Lathyrus oleraceus (garden pea), 390 nucleotides long. RefSeq lists its product as uncharacterized. The coding region runs from base 1 to 390 and encodes 129 amino acids. The record is from RefSeq and is a predicted model, not a curated record. The transcript has 3 exons. Lineage: Eukaryota; Viridiplantae; Streptophyta; Magnoliopsida; Fabales; Fabaceae.
AUGGAUGGGGGGAAGCCUCUAAAUGCGAAGAAUCUGAAGAGCAUGGGCUCAAUUGACAAGGAUCUGGAAGCCCAAGGAAUUGAUAUCUCUGGGUUCAGCUUGGAAUGGCUCCCAGAUCAACCCCCUAACUUCUUGAAGAGAAAGAGGGAACCUUCUGAGAAAAAGAAGAAGAAGAAGAGUCUCAAGCUGGGAGAAUCUUCAGGGACUCAGAAGAAGCCUGCACCUAUGAGCUCUUCAGCACCAAAAAGGGAAGCUGUUGAAGCUAUUACUAAGGAGGCAGUUGAGAAAGUUGUUGCAGAAGCUGCAACUAGAGAACAAGCUGAAGUUGAAGCAGAAUUGGUCGCUAAAGCUGUUCAGAAAGCGGCUGAAGAAGAUGAGAAAACCACAUAG